CAGCACCCCGAAUCUGCCGAACGUUACUUUACGAUUGGUUUGAACUAUUUAAACCGUUUGAGCGGGUGGAUGGAAAACAAGAGGCUGCAGAAAAUAAACUACUUUUGUUUCAGCGGAAACAUUGGAAAACAUUUAAAAUUGGUUGCUGUGUUAUAACGGCUGCUUUCGCACCGAAAUCGUCGAAUUAAGGAUAAAGUAGUAGCUGGAGACCUACAGAGUAGCUACAGAGGGUCGCCAUCAUGAGCUCUUUGCCGGAGGCCACGCGAUCCCUAAUGCAGGUUUUCGAUGGAAAACUGCAGGAUUUCAUGAAUGAGGUUGAUAAUGUCCACAUGGUUUGGCUGGGAGAGAUCCAGCAGGAAGCUCAGCGCAUGUUCUCCAGUGACUUCAGUACAGAGCCAGAACUCAUGCCAAAAACUCCAUCACAAAAAAAGACUAAUCGUAGGAAACGAGUGUCAAUGGAGCUCAAUGAGUCUCGCAGUAAAAGACGUUUCUCCAAGGGGAAACGCAGCAACCUACGACGCUCCUCUGUCCAGUUGACCCUGAACCCCAUCUCGGAGCUUGUCACACCACACGUCCAGGAGGACUGCUCGGAGAGCCUGGUUGAGGAGCCUGUUCGGCGCACACGUCGCAAAAAAACUACCGCAGCGGUCGAAAGUGAACCUAUCAAACGCAGCACUCGCAACAAAGGCACUUCCAAAGCAAAGGAGCUUGAAGAGAUUGAAACACCAGCGGAGAGCAGUCCAGAGAAGAAGGAAGCAGAUGAGGCCCAGGGUUCAGGUUCUUUUGAGGAUCAGAUGCUGGUGUCUGAAGCCGUGGUGAAGAUUCCCUCAUCUGAACGUUUGAGUGCAGAGAAAUCACUAGAGACGUUGCUGAGUUCUGGUCCGUCUCCUAGCCGAUCCGCUAAUAAAAUCCCAAUCGCUGCCUCUGAGGCGCAGCCAAAACCUCAGGGCUCAUCCCGGGCAUCUAUCCGUCGGUCACUGGUGGCACGGCGUUCGCUGGUGGGUCUGAGGCAAAGCAUGACACAAGAAGCUGUUCGCAGGGCAUCGCGACGCUCUUUCUUGAAGAAGAAGGCCAGACAGGGCAAUUCAACCUGCAGCAGCUCCAUCAGUGGUGACAUCUGUAUGGACAUUGAACCUGAAAACACAGAAGAAAACCAAGAACAGAUUGAUCUUAAUCCGGAGGUUACUGAACAUGCCACUGAAACCACAAAUAAACCAGAAAUGGCCGAACCUGAGGAGCCUGAACCCCAGAUUGCUGAAGAGGAAGAAAUUGAGUCAAAGGAUGAACCUGCAAAACAGAUUGCAGAGCCUUCCACCUCCAUUGAAAACUGCCGUUUCACACGAUCUAUGAGAACAAACGUACCAGAAACAGAUGGCAGCGGAGGAGUCAUCCGCUCCACACGCUCUGGCUCCAAGCGGAAUGCGGAGGAAACCAUACAGAAGAUCAGCACACCCAAGAAGAGUUCUCCCCCAAAGAAGUGUGCCACGAGUAUCGCUCCGCACAUGCGCUCAUUCAUGCACACCGUGCAGAAGAACCAGAUGCUGAUGCAGACGCCUGGAUCUCUGGGCCGCAACACCAUCAUAAAGUCCUUCAUCAAACAGUCCGCCAGCAAAACUGAUGUCAAGGAAGGCUCUGUGGAGCGAGAGCGGCAGAAGUGGGAUGCUUUGAACAAGAAGAUAGAACAAGAAAAUGAUAGAAAGAGAAAGAUUGAGGAAGAGAGGAGGAGGAAACAAGAAGAACUGAAAAGGAAGCGGGAUGAGCGUUUGAAGCGGGUUGUUGAAGCUCGAGUGAAAGGAGAGAAAGAGAAGGAGCAGGAAAUAAAGAAAAAGAUUGAGGAGAAGAUGGCACUGCUCGAAAAGAAAAAUGACAUGAUGCGUGUUGAGCGUUUGGCAGAUGAGAAGGCCAAAAGGAAGGUGGCUACUAAACGACAGGAAGAACUGGAGCUGCGCAAAAAACAGGAGGAGGCUGCCAGACAAAAGAAACUUCAGCAAAUCAGAGAGCAGGAGCGGGAGAGAGAGAGGGAACGUGAACGGGAGCUGGAGAGAGAAAAAGAACAACGGGCCGCAGCUGAGAAAGAGAGGCUAGAGAGAGAGAAGGCUAUUGCUCUUCAAAAGGAAUUGGAAAGAGCAGCCAGAGAGAAAGAGAGGAGAGAGAUGGAGGAAAAGAGAAAGAUGGAGGAGCAGAAGAGAGCUGAGGAGCAGAAGAGAGCUGAGGAACAAAGGAGAGCUGAGGAGCAAAAGAGAGCUGAGGAGCAGAGGAGGGUGGAGGAGAAAAAGAGAGCUGAGGAGCAAAAGAGAGCUGAUGAGGCGAGGGCUGCCCAACAAAAAAGUGCUGCUGUUACUGCAACCUCUGCCACAGUGCAGGUCCCGAAAGUGCAACUGACCAGUUUGCUCAACACAACCAUAACAAAGAGUCCAGGUGUCACUGUUGUAGAUACUAAGGACUCUGGUAUGAAAACUCCAGUUAGAAAAGUAGAUGCUCUCAAUAAGACGAUUGAUGUUGGAUUCAAUGCUACGUUCAAUGUAGAGCAAUCGCCAGCGUCAUCUCCGCAGUCCUACGAGAUCACUCCCAAAGGCCAGAAAGUGACGGUUUUGACGAAUCCCGAAGAUUAUGGUAUGGACCAGAACAGCGAUGACUCCACAGAUGAUGAAUCUGCUCCCAGAAAACCCAUACCAUCCUGGGCUGAGGGUAAGCAGUUACAGCAGACUAUAAUGAAGUUGUAUUAUAAUCCACUGGAUCUUAAUUCAUAUUUCGGGGAACCUGAACCACCGAAGCUGGAGGUCAUCUUUCAGCGGACCAAACCUCGCUUUUUUAAGCGCACUAGUUCAGCUGUGUGGCACUCUCCACCACGCUUGGGAAAUACCGGCCAUUUAUAGACGGCUAUGAUUUUAUAAAACAAAAUAAAUACUGGUAAUUUUUAAGCUUUGUUUUUGUAAAAUGCACAAAGUAAUAAAAUAAAAAAUACAUUUCUUUUGAUCGUUUUUGGGAAAAUGUCUCUUUUUGAAUCUUUUAAUUUCUGUUGUAAAUAAAGAACUCUUUCACAAAAA
This is a messenger RNA of Misgurnus anguillicaudatus (oriental weatherfish), 3047 nucleotides long. The record is from RefSeq and is a predicted model, not a curated record. NCBI's taxonomy places the organism in Eukaryota, Metazoa, Chordata, Actinopteri, Cypriniformes, Cobitidae.